AUGGCGGAUAAAGAGACUGAACCUCACGAGCCGGAUGAAGAUGUGGAAGCAGAGGAGGUACAGCACACACAUUGUGCAACCGAUCUGGAAGAGGAAGACGUAAAAGAGCUAAAUACUGUCGUUGAUAAUGAUGAUGACCACACUCAACCUGAGCGUUUUCUGGAAGAGUCUACAAAAAAACCUGGUUCAAACACAGAAGCCACAGAUGUCCUUGUGCAGACGGACAACCCUAAACUUAUCGAUUUAGACAAGGGGGACUGUGAAAAUGAUCGGACGACAAAUAUUUUACAUUGUGAUGCCCACCCACGGCUAAAAGCCGAUACAUCAGACAUAGAUGGACCACCGCAAGAAAUAUUAAAGGAUGAAUCAGAGCCCACCUCGGAUUCAACAGCUGAAGAUGCAGCUGAAACACCGGUACAAGCAGAUGAUGAAAUCAGUUUGGAAUCAGGGCUAGAAAAUUCAAAGCCGUUGCAACAGGAAUCCUCUGUUUUAGAAGAGCCUAUACCAAACAGGGAUGUUGAAACAAUUGGUCCUGCACCUCAUGCAGAGUUGGCUCCUGUCUCUCAUGUCCCUGUUACUCUUGAAGACAAUAAAAGAAGAAAUAUUUGGAUUGUUAUUGCACUAGUUGCAGUUGUCGCUGCUCUUUUACUACAAAUCCUUCAGCCCGAAUCUCCGGCACAGAAAAAUGAUGUCCAACCAUUAGACAUCUUUCGUUUAGAAAUGGAAAAGGUGAAGAUCCAAUUCCCCAGUCAGCGUGAGGAGUUAUGGAAAAGAAGCAGGAUCCAUUUGCAAAGACAUUUCCUGAUGAGCCAGCCCACUGAGCCGGUCAGCAUAAUUCUAACCGCUGGUGUGCGGGCUGAAGGCACACUUCGCUGUCUGGCUCAGAACCUUGCUUCUGCCUUGUCCGCAGCUCUCAAUGCCUCUGCUCUUCACUUAGAGGGAGCCAGCAAGUCCAGCCAGGACAGUGACCUGGUCAAAGCAGACAUCGACAGCCAGCUGCAGAAAGCUUUUGAAGGGGGAAAACCUAUUGCUGUUAUUCACCGUUUUGAGGAGCUUCCUCCAGCUUCCACCUUAAUCUUUUAUCGCUACUGUGAUCAUGAGAACGCAGCUUUUAAAAAGACAUUUUUAAUCUUCACAGUACUUCUUGGGGAAGAGGAAGAGAUCCCUUCUAAGAUUCGUCUGAGUGAAGUAGAAGAGAUGCAAAGUUGCGCAGCGCCACGAAGCAACUUGUCUGGGGAUGAAGAGCAGGAGAGGCGCACACAGGAGAGCGUUUUGUCUCAGCUACUGGGUGAUUAUGACAAAGUGAAAGCCAUCUCGGAAGGCUCUGACUGUGGCUGUAAAUGUGUUGUCAGACCGCUGAGCAGAAGCGCGUGUCGGCGGAUAGAAGAGGGACAAGCGCGCCUGGAGGACUUCUACACCGUGGAGACCAUCACAAGCGGACCCGAGUGCAAGUGCGCCUGCAUCGCCCCUCCGUCUGCUGUCAACCCCUGCGAGGGAGAGCACAGACUCAAAAAACUGGCACAGGCUGCAGGACAGAAUGCCAAGCUGUCGACCAUCCUGGACUUACUUGAAGGGUCUCUAUAUGGGCUGGACCUUCUGAAGCUGCACUCUGUCACCAAUAAGCUGCUGGAGCGGAUGGAUCAUAUUGAAAAGGUGGUGGUGAACAACUCUGAUCAAGAAGCACAGCCUCAAGAGAGCCCUCCUUUGCAGGCAGAUAUCAUGGACAGCGCACCAACUCCAUCUGUUUAUGAAAGGCAAAAUAAGAAAUCAAUGCAUAAAAGAGUAAUUGAUGAUAAAACAGAGUUUGUAGAAGAAAGUCCUUCUGUCGUUCACACUGCGGUGGAUGCUGAAGUCAUUGAGAGGAACUCCCAGGAGACUCCUAAACGCAAAGUGACACAGACAGGACCCAAAGGACUCAUAAUCCGAGGAAUGACUUUCUACAAAUCUGACUCAGAUCCGAUGGUAGCAGAUGAUGGUGAACCUGGAGAAAACUUGUUUGAGUACGACAGCUUCAGCGGAGAUGGCCCCAUCAACUUGUUUAUUGAGGAGAAUCUUCUUCAACACAAAACCCCACGCUCCAGAACCAGACCAGGACAAAGGACAUUUAAGACUGAGUCGCAAUUUGGCAGAAACCGGGGAAACAUGAUGGAAUCUACUGCCCCACCGCUCGAAGACCAACCCUCCACCACCAGUCCAAGAACUGCUCCAACUAUGGCCCCAAACCUGGAGUCAACACCAGCUCCGUCUACACAAACCAGUAAAGAUGAAAUAUCUCAAACAGUUUCCACACAGCCUUUGACCCCGCUGACCCCCAGACACACCCCACCACACUCAACGGCACCUGGGACCACUACAUCUUCAGCCAGAACUGUUACUACCACUUUGUUGUCUUCGGCUGCUGCUAAAACGGCUCCAGGCGAGACGAGGAAAAACAGCCAAGUUCACAUAAGAAAACCAGCUGAUUGCAAAGACACUCUGGCCACUAUCUCUGAGCCGGUCUCUCACAACACGUACGGCAAGAGCGAGGGCGCCUGGAUGAAGGAUUCAAAGUCUGACAACGACAAAAUAUAUGUCACAAACUACUUCUAUGGGGACAACCUUCUGGAGUUUUCCAGCCUGGAGGUCUUCAAACAAGGCCAUUUCACUAACUCCUACAAACUCCCAUACAACUGGAUUGGCACCGGUCACGUGGUUUAUAGAGGGGCUUUCUACUACAACCGCGCCUUCUCUCGGGACAUCAUCAAGUUCGACCUCAGCCACCGCUUCGUCUCCGCCUGGACCAUGCUGCACGACGCAGCCUUGGAGGAGUCCUCCUCCCCCUGGGAGUGGAGCAGCUACUCCGACAUCAACAUAGCCGUAGACGAGAGCGGGCUGUGGGUGGUCUAUCCGGCUCUGGAUGACGAGGGAUUUCUCCACGAAGUGGUGGUGCUGAGUCGUUUGAAUCACGCAGAUCUAAGCAUGCAGAAGGAGACCACAUGGAGGACCGGGCUCAGGAGGAACCAGUAUGGGAACUGCUUCAUUGUCUGCGGGGUUUUGUACUUUGUGGACAGUUACAACCGUAAAGAGGCCAACCUGGAGUACGCCUUCGACACGCAUACCAACACGCAGAUGAUUCCCAGAAUGCCUUUUACUAACAAGUACACAUACACAACACAAGUAGAGUAUAAUCCUAAAGAGGGAGUGCUAUAUGCGUGGGACAAUGGACAUCAAGUCACGUACAAUGUGACGUUUGCAUAUUUUGAGCCUUGA
Messenger RNA from Knipowitschia caucasica, 3249 nucleotides. The record is from the annotation of a GenBank genome assembly. NCBI's taxonomy places the organism in Eukaryota, Metazoa, Chordata, Actinopteri, Gobiiformes, Gobiidae.